AUAUGUCACUUCAUUGCUUUCGUAUUCGUGCUUCUUACAUUUAAUUUUAAACUUCUUUCAUUCUUUAUUUCAUGUUUAUAUCUAAGUUGCUUUGUUCUUGUAAAUUCCUUCUUCUUUCUUUUACAUUGAUACAUAGUUUUAAACACAUUACUAUCAUUAUCUGAAUUAAAACCGUAAAUUCUUUCAUGCAAUCCAUGAAGCACUUUCAACGAAGACGAAUCAAGUAGUACGAAUUUGAUGCCGCAUUAUGACGCCAGAUGGCAUGGUAUUCGCUACAAUUGCUGCUCCCGAAGAGACAACCUUCACCUUCAGAAAUGCGAAACUAACCCUUUAAAUAUGGCGGCGAGGUAUGUACGGUGGUGACUAGAUGUCCAAGAGCUUAAUAAAACAGUUUAUUAUACUUCUGUUAAGAUUUUUCCUAAUUAAAGUAAAAAGAUCAGUUGAUGUUCCCGCCAGCAGGUGUCUCGGCGGCUGAUCACUUCAGCUCGCCAUCACCAGGGAGCACCAAGAGACGACUAUUAAGUGUCCUGACCAAGCCCCUCAAUACACCACUGCCUGUACCAGUGUCCUCAGAGAAUACUCCUACAGAAAAAAGCACUAGUACAGGGACCAAGACCACACAGAUUAUAGCCUUUCAGCAGGCUCUGACAAAUGAUGGCAGACAGAUUUUGUCAUGGAAAUGACCUUGUUACAGACAUGAAGGCACUGGUUCGACAAAAAAUUAUGCACAUUGCAGGUUGUGUGGAAAAUGGAAGAUACCAAAAUUUGAUACCAAGUAUUGAGGAUACAAUUGAGAUGAUGAUACAGUUAUCACAGUUCACAGAUAUCGAGAACACGUUAAAUUUAAUGGAGGAGGCACUUCCACAUUUAAAUGGAAUAAUCAACUUAGGAGCUGAUGAGAGUAGUAUAGCUGCAUGCCCUGGCCCAGAAUUGGAGUAUCAUGCAAGAGGACGACCAACCUUUAAAAUACCACAAGAAACAUUAGAGUUUUUUCUUGACAAUGGUUUUAAGGUUGCAGAAAUUGCAAGGCUAAUUGGAGUAAGUAAAAGAACAGUUGAAAGACGCCUUAGUGAAAAUGUGUUGAGUGUAAGACAGUCAUACAGUCAGAUGACGGACGAGGAGCUGGAGGGUGAAGUGAAUACAAUUGUCACCGAAUAUCCGCAUGUUGGUUACCGAACAGUAUCUGCAUUUUUACGAAGUAAAGGACACCGUGUUCAAGAAAAGAGAAUUCGACAUGCCAUGCGUAAUGUAGAUUCAUGUGGUGUGCUAUUUAGAAGACUCGUUCUUUCGACUAGUCGAAUUCAGAGGCGUUCAUACAGCGUGACAGCUCCACAAGCUCUUUGGCAUAUUGAUGGGAAUCACAAGCUUAUUAGGUGGCGUUUUGUAAUUCAUGGCGGAAUAGAUGGUUUCUCAAGGUUACCAGUAUUUCUAAAAAUCAGCAACAAUAAUAGAGCAGAAACAGUUCUGAGGGCAUUUAUUAAAGCAGUGGAAGAAUAUGGACUUCCUAGAAGGGUACGUUCAGACAAAGGGAGUGAAAACAUCUUAGUUGCUGAAUAUAUGUUCCAACAAAGAGGAAUCGAGAGUAAGCCCUUCAUUGCUGGACGUAGUGUCCACAAUCAAAGCACUAUAGUUCCUUUUACAAAUGUCCUUGCUAGGAUUGAGAGAUUGUGGAGAGAACUUUGGGCUGGAUUUACAGUGACAUAUUACCGGCUAUUUCAUUUCAUGGAGGAGCAACACAUUUUGGAUAUUUCUAAUGAACUGCACAUGCAGGUACUUCAUUUUGUUUUUUUACCAAGGAUGCAGUUGAGCUUGGAGCGUUUGACUGAAACCUUAAAAAGAAGACCCUUAAGAACAGAGAACAAUAGGUCACCAUUACAACUUUGGGUCUCUGGACAACACUUGGACCCUGAAUAUGAUAUGCAGAAUGAGGCUGAUAUGUGCAGUUAUGGCAUCGAUUACUCAGGACCUCCAUCUGUCACUUCUGAUGUUUGUGUUGAAAUUCCCAACACUGAACAACUUUCAGAUUUGCAUAUUUUUCAACUCAACAACAUUCUUGAUCAAGAGUCAGACUGUUUUGGUGUGGACAAGUUCCAGCAAGCUCUACAAGUUUUGCAGCAGUAACACAACAACUGAGGGUUUGUCUCCCCUUGGUGACAAGGUGCGCUGUUCCAUCUCUCCCUCCUGUAUAGAUGUACACUGCUGCCUGAGAUCCGACACACUACAGGAAAUGUUUGACGCCUACACUUGUAACAUGUUAUGGCCUGAGUGUAGUUGGGGAGUAUAUGAAGGACAUCACCUGUAACUCUGGCUCAGACUUUUCUCUGGCGAAGUGGAGGUCAGACAGUAACUACCUCCUGAGACUGAAGGACGAGAUAAGGAUAGCUGGCUAUCUAAAGGAACCAAUCUGUGACGGAAUGGCUGGACUGUAUGCUGGGGUUGUGCCUGAGCAUGAAAUGUGACCUUGUUAACAUAUGACCUUACCUGUAACCUGCUGACCUCUUGCACUGGAGUUCAGUGCUAUGCAUCCUCCUCCACUCUACAGAGAACUUUAGAAGUUUACCUCAACAUUGAUUUCUGUACCAGCAGUUAUUUUGAAUAUACAGAGUAGGCUUCAUGUUGGAUGAUUUGCUAGAGGAGAAUGCCUAUUUGAUUACUCUGGAGAUCAAGUCAUGUUUUGAAACCUCCCCUCCAAAGUGUCAAUCCUCAGAGUCUUACACAGUGUUCAACAGGACAAUCUUCCUCAAAACUAACUGAGACUGGAAUGCAGCAUUCAAACAUACUGGAUUUUCCCUGUCCACCUGGCCGCCAGAUAAUGGUCUUGCAGAUACAACAGAGGAACAACAACAGGAUCACCUGAUUUCCCAGCUGUUACACGAGAUGUCAGAAUCCCAGUACCUACAGACACCAGUAUGUGGUGGAUCGAAAGGAGUGUACAGCUCAGUUAUGGCUGAAGCUCUUGUAAGAUGGCUAAGGAGUCUUAGAUCUUUAUAGCAUAUCUUUAAAUCAAUUAUUUUGCAUAAGUACAUGCAUUAUUUGAUUUUUUUGGUUGCCAAAAUGAGAUGUUUUCCACUUUGCACCUUUUCUUGUCAAUUUGAAAUAUUUAGGCCUAACUAUUUUUUUUAUUAUUUAUUGCUAUCUUUUUUGUACUUCGUGCACUGUGUUCUACUAUUUGAACAUUUUUAGCUUUAUCUCUGCAAUCGCUCAACCUAUUUUGGCACAAAGCAUUUGUGGGCGAAGGGGAACAAAAUUUUUUAAUUAAAUGGCUUUUUGUUAAAAACAUGGAACAAAUUGAAUUGUUGAAAAAUUGUUACAUGAUAAUCAGGUGACCUAAAAGGCCCGUGGGCCUCUUGUGUCUUAGAUAAUGUACAAUUUAACAAAAUAUCUAACUGUAUAAAUAAAUAAAUGUAUGAAUUAUAUAUAAGUACAUGUUUAUUUAGAAUAAAAAUUUUGUAUUGUCUUGCAAUUGUGAUCAUUGACAUUCAUUUGGACAUUUAUGUGAUCAUAGACUUUGUAUAUAGUGUAAAAAAGGUUAUAAAUUGUGCAGUUCUGUUCGUAGAAAUGCCUUUUGGGGCCUUUGAAUGGUAAAUAAAAUAUUUUGUAUGCAAUUAAGGUGUUCAAUAAAUAUUUAUCUCUGCUA
This is a messenger RNA of Saccostrea cuccullata (small rock oyster), 3637 nucleotides long. RefSeq lists its product as uncharacterized. The record is from RefSeq and is a predicted model, not a curated record. Lineage: Eukaryota; Metazoa; Mollusca; Bivalvia; Ostreida; Ostreidae. The transcript is spliced from 11 exons. Bases 652 to 2121 code for a protein of 489 amino acids. Gene Ontology annotation, biological process: DNA integration. Gene Ontology annotation, molecular function: nucleic acid binding.